Malania oleifera is the source of this 2951-nucleotide messenger RNA. Its product is annotated as pentatricopeptide repeat-containing protein At1g11710, mitochondrial. Lineage: Eukaryota; Viridiplantae; Streptophyta; Magnoliopsida; Santalales; Ximeniaceae. The coding region runs from base 397 to 2421 and encodes 674 amino acids. The record is from RefSeq and is a predicted model, not a curated record. The transcript is spliced from 3 exons. Gene Ontology annotation, molecular function: protein binding.
GUGACUUGCAUCUCUCGUUAUCUCAAAAGGCCAUCGUUUUGAUAUGUUUUGAACUUUGAUUUUCAACUACUUUGUUUUGAGCGGAAGGGUUUUGCCGGUGCUCGCCAUUUGCUGAAUACUAGUAGGGUUCUUGCUUUCUACGCUGUGGAUCGUGGUCUGUUCUACAGUAUUGUACUGAUGUGUGAGGUUCUUAGAUACUGGGGCUUUAACUGGAGGGUUCUUGUGGUCUCUCUUUCUUCAAUUGCAGCGAAAGAGCAAAAGACCCACCUUUACGGUUUCCCAUUAAGAGCAAAACGGGGUUCAUCUGAUGCUUUUUUAUUGGAAUGCCUUUGUUCUUUGACGAAUAAUUCGUUGUGAUUAACUGGGUUGUCUUCGAAAACCGCUUACAAGCAUUCUAUGGUUGUAGACUGCCAUUUUUUAAGAAAAAGUUCAGCUUUAAUUCGAGGUUUUCACGUAGGUACGCGCUUCUCCCAUCCACCUACCGAAGGCAUUGUUUUCAAGGCCAUUUGUGUUAAUUUGAGGCAGAGGAGAUGGAAAAUCUUGGAACAGCUAUUGCCCAGUCUCACAAAUUCACUGGUAUGUCGUGUUAUUCGCGAGUUUCGACCCUCGCCGCAGUUAGCUUUGGAAUUUUUCAAUUGGGUUGGAGAGCACAAGGAGUGUUCUCCUCAGUCGCUAGAGUCCUGUUGUACUCUGGUUCAUGUGAUGGCCAAUUCAAGAAGAUUUGAGGACGCUCUGAGUGUUAUGAGCAACUUAAUGUUGAAGUAUGGUGUUGCACCAUUGGAGGUGUUGGAAGGGUUGAUCAAUAGUUAUGAGACGUGCACAUCGUGCCCGGCAGUGUUUGAUGCGUUGGUUAGGGCCUGUACCCAAUUUGGGGCAACUGAAGGUGCUUAUGAAGUAAUCAAGGAGUUAAAAUUGGAGGGUAUUUGGGUUACAAUUCAUGCAUGGAACAACUUUUUGAAUCAUCUCUUGAAGCUGAAUGAGUUUGGGAAAUUUUGGAUGACAUAUAAGGAAAUGGUUUCAUAUGGGUAUUUUGAGAAUGUGAAUACUUUUAAUUUAGUUGUUUGUGCUCUUUGUAAGGAAUUUAGAAUACUUGAGGCGAUCUCGGUAUUUUAUGGAAUGUUGAAGAGGGGAACUUUCCCCAAUAUAGUUACCUUUAACAUGCUCAUAGAUGGAGCUUGCAAGAUGGGUGAUGUUGAUCUUGCCUGGAAGAUUGUCAGGAAGAUGGGAGUUAUGUCAGGGGAGUCUGUGAAACCCAAUUUGAUUACCUACAAUUGCUUGAUCAACGGGUUCUGCAAAUCAGGAAGAGUGGCCAUGACAGAAGAACUUCGAGAUGAAAUGAUCAAAAUGGGUGUUGAACCGAAUGUUAGAACCUAUGCAACUUUGAUUGAUGGGUAUUCAAGAGGAGGGAGUUUGGAGGUGGCCCUUGGGUUGUGCAGUGAAAUGAUAGAAAGGGGAUUAAUCCCAAAUACCGUCAUUUACAAUUCAAUUAUCCAUUGGCUUUACAUGGAAGGAGACAUGAAGGGAGCUUCUUUGCUGUUGUCUGAGAUGAUCAGUAAGUCUAUUGGUGCCGAUCAAUUUACGUACUCUAUCCUCAUAAAGGGGCUCUGCGGAAAUGGAUAUUUGCAUGCAGCUUUUAAAUUUUUUAACCAAAUUCUAGGAAAUAAUCUUGCAGAAGAUGCUGUUUCAUACAAUAUACUCAUUAAUUAUCUUCACAAAAACAAUAAUAUAGCUGGAGCCAAGCAACUGUUAGGCAUUAUGUUUGUUCGUGGUUUGAUUCCUGAUCUCGUCACAUAUGGUACAUUGAUUGAUGGGUACUGCAAGAAGGGUAACAUUGAAACUGCAGUUCAGGUUUAUGACAAACUAUUGAAUGACGAGAAAAAACCCAACUCAGUAAUAUAUAAUUCUAUUGUAAAUGGAUUGUGCAAGGAGCCAUCAGUUGCUGUAGCAAAGCAUUUGAUCGAUGAACUACAGCAGGCAGGUUUAGUUGAUGCUAUUACUUACAAUACUUUGGUAACUGGGUACUGCAAUAGUGGGAAGAUUGACGAGGCUUUUGAUUUGAUUGUGGAAAUGAGAAGGGCAGGAAUUUCUAUGAAUGUUGUUACUUACAAUAUACUGAUAAACUUCUUCUGCAAGCUUGGGUGCACACAGCAAGCAAAGGAGAUCAUGAAGGUGAUGGCUCUUAAUGGCACAGUGCCUGAUACUAUAACUUACACUACUCUGAUUACCACUUUGUGCAAGAACAGCAGUGCAGAGGAAGUAGUUGAAUUGCAUGAUUAUAUGGUUCUUAAGGGAGUAGUUCCUGAUAAGCAAACAUACAAGUUCAUUGUUAGCCCACUUAUUGGAAAGAAAGUGCAGAGAAUGUCGGCAUGUUUGGUUCACAGUAAUAGCUAUUCUAGUACACCUCUAUUUCAGACUGAAUAGUUCUUAAGGUGUUUGGUUCAUUUAAGGGGUGAAAUAGCUAUUCCUUAUUCAAUUCUUAUUCCAGGCAUGUCUAGAACACAAAUUUUCCACCCACCUUACGGAAAUAGCUUGCUGUUCCACACAGAGAAGAUCACUUCCCUUGUGGACUCUACCGGAAAUCUCACUUGCCUCCUCAGUCCUCCCUCACCAAACCAGAUAUCAACAUCUUUCACUUCUGUGAGCUCUCGGCUGGCCUUACUGGAAGAAGGAACAGUCCGAGCCUACUGAGAGACAACCUUGGAUCAGCCUAUCAAGAACUCUGAGCUUUCAGAGAGCUUUCAAUUUUGAAGGAAGAGAGCUUUCAAGAGAUGCUCAGUUGCCCUUUUGACUUGGAUUGAACAAAUCCUAGAACAUGCUCAUUGUUUUGCCCUAAUUUUGAUGCAUUUGGGCCAACUAGACCAAUUUGUGUGUCUAUUGCAAAUGUAGAGUGUUUGGACCAGUAAAAAUAUAUGUUGAGCCUUUUUCUUAAAAUCCUAAACAGGAAAAAUCCA